AUGUCGGCAAAGAAGAAGGAGCAGCUUCUGUCCUCAGCUAUGAAGAGAACUAGUGAAUGGAUUUCUUCUCAGGAGAUUCCUAGUGACAUCGCUGUUCAUGUCGGAGAAACUUCGUUUUCACUCCACAAGACUCAAAUUGUGUCAAAAUGUGGAUUUAUAAAGAAACUUGCUUCCGAGUCAAGCAACCUUAACGUUAUCAAGAUCCAUGAUUUUCCUGGAGGUGCAGGCGCAUUCGAGCUGACAAUCAAAUUCUGCUACGGAAUAAACUUCGAGAUGAACACAGAGAACAUUGCGAUGCUGCGAUGUGCAGCAGAGUAUCUAGAGAUGACAGAGGAACACUCUGUUACAAACCUUGUGGAGACAACAGAGGUUUACUUGAAAGAAGUGAUUUUCAAGAAUCUAUCGAAAUCUGUAAAAGUCCUGAAAAAAUCUGAGGACUUGUUGCCUAUAGCCGAGAGAGUGAAGCUCGUGACCCGGUGUGUAGAUUCAAUUGCUUAUGUAACUUGUCAGGAGAGCCAGAGGAAAGAGGAUACUGUUGUUGACUGGUGGGCUGAGGAUUUAGCUGUUCUAAGAAUUGAUAUGUUUCAACGUGUCUUGGUCGCUAUGAUGGCUAGAGGGUUUAAGCGACACGGGCUUGGUCCAGUGCUUAUGCUCUAUGCUCAAAAUGCUCUUAGAGGUUUGGAGGUUUUUGGGAAAGGGACGAGGAAGAAGAUGGGUGUGGAACAAGAACAUGAGAAAAGAGUGAUUCUUGAAACAAUUGUGAGUCUUCUUCCGAGGGAGAGAGACUCAGUUUCAGUGAGCUUUCUUUCGAUGCUUUUGAGAGCUGCCAUAUACUUGGAAACCACGGUAGCUUGUAGGUUUGAUUUGGAGAAGAGAAUGGGAUUACAGUUAAGACAAGCGGUGCUCGAUGAUCUCUUGUUUCCUUCUUACUCAUCCGACGGAGACAACACAAUGUUUGAUGUUGAUACUGUUCAACGCAUCCUCAUGAACUAUCUUGAGUUUGAAGUUGAAGGAAACUCUCUUGGUUUUGCUAGUGAUAUAUGUGAACUAAUGGAGACUUAUCUGGCUGAAAUCGCUUCUGACAGAAACAUAAACUUGGCGACAUUCAUCGGUUUAGCUGAAUGCAUUCCACAACAUUCUAGGGUUACUGAAGAUAGGAUGUAUCGAGCCAUAGACAUUUACUUAAAGGUGCAUCCGAAUAUAGGUGAAGUGGAGAAGAAGAAAAUUUGCAGCUUAAUGAACUGUCAAAAGCUGUCGGAAGAAGCUUGUGUUCACGCAACUCAAAACGAACGUCUCCCUGAACAAACCGUAGUUCAAGUUCUCUACCACAAGCAACAAAGUCUCCGCCGACUUUUAAGUGAUUCAGAUUCUCCAGCAGCAGCAACCGCAACCGGAUCAGAGAUUCUUGCUCUUCCUAAGGUAAGUUCAUAUAACAAUGAGCUCUCCAAAUUAAACCGUGAGAACCAAGGCUUGAAGCUUGAGUUGCUCCAAGUGAAAAGGAAGUUCAAGGAAUUGGAGAAGGAGAAAUCUUUUGAAGUUAUGAGUUGUUGGGAUUGUUCUCCGGUUUCAAAUGCUUCUUCGGUGGUUAAGCCUCCAUUGCCGAGAAAGUCAUUUAUAAGCUCUGUUUCUUGGAAACUCGGAAAGCUUAACCCUUUUGGCCUGACACAAGGACGGAUCAAAGCACCUAAAGGCCGAAGACACUCUAUCUCUUAG
Molecule: messenger RNA, 1713 nt
Organism: Microthlaspi erraticum
Lineage: Eukaryota; Viridiplantae; Streptophyta; Magnoliopsida; Brassicales; Brassicaceae
Source: the annotation of a GenBank genome assembly